GCUCAGAUAUCUCGGUUCUCUCGCGAUAAGACGACCGUGGUCGUUUCGUAAAAAUUUUUUUUUUCCUUAAAAAAAAAAUUUUUUUUUAUUUUCAUUUUUUUUUUUUAUUAAAGAAAAAAAAAAUUUUUAUUUUCAUUCCUUUUUUCAAACCGUGAUGUGCUAGUGUGUUGGUAAUGGCGAGUUUAAUAAAUUCAACUGCUACACUAAUUGGUGAUGCGUAUGAUUUUUAUUUGUGGGCUCUUUCAAUCUCAGAUGAGAGAACGAAAGGAUGGCUGCUGGUGGACUCACCAGUGCCGACGUUAUUUUUUACGGUGAUAUAUUUAAUGAUUGUGUGGUCGGGACCCAAGUUGAUGAGAAAACGGAAACCGUUUAAAUUAACAUGGAUAUUAGUACCAUACAAUUUUGCAAUGGCAGCUUUGAAUGCGUAUAUUGCUAUUCAACUCUUCGUAGCUUCAUUUAAAUUAAGCUAUAGUUAUAUAUGUCAGCCAAUUAGAAAUGUGUGGAAAGCCGAAGAAUUGCAAAUUGCAAAUGCAAUAUGGUGGUAUUACUUUAGUAAAUUAUUAGAAUUUUGCGAUACAAUUUUCUUUAUCUUGCGUAAAAAAGACAAUCAAUUAAGUUUCUUGCAUGUUUAUCAUCAUUCGACAAUGUUCUCAUUAUGGUGGAUUGGUAUCAAAUGGGUUCCAAGUGGUUCUACAUUUUUGCCAUCGAUGGUUAAUAGCUUUAUCCACGUGUUGAUGUACUCGUACUACGGAUUGGCGGCAUUUGGACCUGAAGUUGCUAAAUAUUUAUGGUGGAAAAAGUACUUAACGAUAUUACAGCUGAUACAAUUCACAAGUGCAUUGAUCCUUGGCGUUAAUGGUAUUAGAUCGGGAUGCGAAUUUCCACUAUGGAUGCAGUAUGCACUCAUUGUAUAUAUGAUCUCAUUUAUUGUAUUAUUUGGUAAUUUCUAUGCUAAGGCAUAUAUAGCUAAGGGCAAAAAGGCAUACGCUGAGCACAAAAAAGUUACAAUAAAUGGACGACAAAACGGCGUUAAUGGAGUUAAAAAAGUUCAAUAAAUAAAACAAAAAAAAUAUAAAUAAUAAGUAAUUAAUAAGAAGAUUAAUAUAUAGGUAAAAAUCUAAAAUAAAAUAAAUGAUUGGUAA
This is a messenger RNA of Microplitis mediator, 1142 nucleotides long. Its product is annotated as elongation of very long chain fatty acids protein 4-like. The coding region runs from base 174 to 1055 and encodes 293 amino acids. The transcript has 7 exons. Gene Ontology annotation, molecular function: fatty acid elongase activity. The record is from RefSeq and is a predicted model, not a curated record. Gene Ontology annotation, cellular component: endoplasmic reticulum membrane. Gene Ontology annotation, biological process: sphingolipid biosynthetic process; very long-chain fatty acid biosynthetic process; fatty acid elongation, polyunsaturated fatty acid. Lineage: Eukaryota; Metazoa; Arthropoda; Insecta; Hymenoptera; Braconidae.